Molecule: messenger RNA, 1368 nt
Organism: Paramecium tetraurelia
Lineage: Eukaryota; Ciliophora; Oligohymenophorea; Peniculida; Parameciidae
Exons: 5
Source: RefSeq, a predicted model, not a curated record
AUGUCAGAAAAGACUCUGAAUGUGGAUCCAACAAUUUUGAUACAAAAGAUCAUCAGGGAAAAUGCCUACUUGACAGACCUAGACAAUAAGCUAGAUUAUGAUGAAUUGCAUAAUCCACUAAACGUAGAGGAGACGUAAUCUUAACUAGUGGAUUCAAUCUUUGGAAGCUGCAAUGUUAAAUCUCAGAAAGGUACCAUAUGCGAUGCUAGGAUUAUAGCAAGCAAAAUGAUUAGUUCAUCCGGAAAUGCUAGACCUACUUCGAAUCAACAAUAUGGCUCUUUAUUUAGAAGUGGAAUUUCUAAUUACACAGUUUCAGACGAAGAUGAAAUCGAAAACAAUUCACAAGAGAUCAAAGAUCCAUAACAAGUGAAAUCUUAGAUUGAGAUAGAUGCAAUUCAUUACCUCAAACCUCCAGAAUUGAAAAAUCUAAAUAAUUUAGUAUCAUAUGAAGACUUGAUGCAAAAAUGCCAACAAUUUGAAUUAAGCUUGGAUGUAGAAAGAAAAAAAAAUCAAGAAUUAAAUGAUAUAAUUCUGGCCUAAAAUGAGAGAAUAUAGGAAUUGACAGAAAUAGAAAAGGCAGCUUACGAGCAAAUGGAUGGAAGACUGUAGGAAAUUUCUGAAUUGUAGGCCAAAAAUAUUUUGUUAGAAGGACAAUUGUAGGAGUUAAAGGAGAGUCAAGAAAAGGAAUUAAGGAUUCAUGGAUUAGAACAAUACUUCACAAAUGAAUGCGAUGCUAUGUAUUUUAGUGUGUUAUACUUGUUAGAAAUAAAGGAAAAACAGAUCUAAUUAUUGCAAGGCCAAUUGAGUAGUCUUAGAGCUGCUACUUAGUAUAGAUCUUAAGGGAGCUAUCACAGUGCUUAGAGUCAUGAGAAUAUUUAAGACAGCAAAGUAGUCAAUCACAUCAUUAACAACACUAAUAAUAAUUAGAUUAUCAUAAAAAAUGAAAUAUUCUAAAAAGGAAUGGUUUAAUUGCUUUAAAAACCAAAAACAUAAACACCCAAAAAAUAAUAAAUAAUUAAUUAGGAUUCCUAAUCCACUCAAAGAUCUAAGAAAGGGUUGAAUCACAACAAACAAAAUUCAAAAGAUUCGAUCACCCAACCAACUUCAUGGCUGGAUCAUCUCCAAAAAAAGAAUGACGAAAAACUCAAAAAGUUGCAAAACCAACCCUCAGAGAAAGAAUUGCAUUAGACUAUUUUAAAUAAUUCAAUAAAUGACAAUGUCCAUAAAUAUGUGCAUGCAGAUGUGAAAAUUACUAAAGUAAAUAGCCCUGCAUUUUAAAGGAAAAAACUACUUAUUAAUUAACAACAGAUAAUGACAAUUAAGAUUAGUAAGAUUUUAUAAAGUAAAAACAGUUUAUAGAAUAAAUGA